AGUGGUGGCUUUGGACUGGGGUAGGAACUCCGUGGCGCAGUCUCCGCUGGGUGACAGGGGACCUGCUGAUGGAGGGUGUCCUCUGCCCUGCGCUCACUCUAGGAGACUUCGACCGGCUGCAUCCAGAGCCCGGAAUCGAACUUUUCGCAGACCCUUGGGUUUUUCCUUCAUUACAUGGCUUUCAUUGCAUCUUUUUUAAAAAAUAUAUUUUUAUUGAUUUCAGAGAGGAAGGGAGAGGGAGAGAGAGAUAGAAACAUCAAUGAUGAGAGAGAAUCAUUGAUUGGCUGCCUCCUGCAUGCUGCAAAGAGAGUGAGGAGGUGGUUUUGGAGGUUCGGGAGAGGGGAAGGUAUGCGCAGUCAUCUAGGAGAACAGGAGAAUGAAUGGCCUGCAGAAGUGUGGUGUGCCGGGGAGCGCCAAACGGCCCGCUUGAGUUCAAAGCAGACUCGGACUAUGAAGACACGUACUGAGGGAAGUUUGCAGAACGUCAGAAGAAUCACCGAGUCACUGAGAAGUAUGCCCCCGGCACGGAAGCCCUCGGAGGAGUGGAGCCGCCGGACAGCCGGGCCGGAGGGCUCUGGAACCCACCAGUAAAGACUUGAGGAGCCAGUUACUCAUUGGCGAUUUCUUGUUGUAUUUAUGAACUGCUCAGAAACUUGCAGAAGAGACUCCUAACGACCCCUUCAGUCACGCAUCCUCUAAUUGAAUGAAGGAACCCUUUUCCUGAGGAGAGAGGGACUUUAUUUCGCCGUGCUCUUGAUGUAUUACACCUUCUCUUCCCGUUAUUUGAGGGAGAGCCUGCCUGUCAGCCACACUGCCGAUGCCAGAGCCUUUUCUUUGGACGGAGACGGAGCUCGGGGUUCCUGAUGUGCUGGCGGAUGGGAGGCGUUUGGGAUAAGCGUUCUCUGGUUUUGCUCCGGGAACAUUCUCAGCUGUGAGUGAGCACAUGGCCGCCCUCGCCGCUCAGCGACGCAUCGGCAGUUAGUGGGCGACGUGGCGUGGACGGCCUCCGUCUCCCUGGUGGUCGGACCAGGAGCCACGCUCUGACCCGGCUCCCCAGCGAAGUACAGGGCCUGGGAGGCGAGGCAGAGGGAGGCCUUCCUUUUGUCCUGCCGGGCGCAGUUUGUCAUUGCACUCUCUUACCGCUGGCUUCCUUCUUGACUUUUAAGAUCCGAGGCAAGAAAGACCCUUCAGCAGAUUCUGCGGGACUGUGUAGAGUAAUUUUACCGGUUAUUUACAAUGAAAUGUGCUUUUAACCCGUGUUAUUCUUCAGAACGUCUUUGAUUUCUCAAAUGCACCAAGUCUGCGUGAGCUGAGGCACUGACGGACUGUUGGUCUGUAACGUGCGAGACAGGGAAGUGGUGUUGUGCAUAAGCGACACUCCCCCUCUGGUCUUGCGAAACCUUUCACCAGCGGCCCCCACUUCGUGCGGACGGAUGCCGCCUUGGGUUUCUCUAAGCCGUUAGGGAGUGUGCGGGCCUGGCCGUCCGGAAGGACGACAGGCAGCCCCUGGCGCCAGAGCGAUGGGUUCACGUCUGGGUUCGGACAGCGAAACGAUGCCUCCUCCCAUCUUCGUUUUCACAGAGCGGCCCCUCCACGGGCCUCCCAGGGGGCGGGAGGUGUCCCUAGGACGGCACCGCACACUGGACGUCACGAAAAACCACCUUUACGGUUUUUGCCCAGAUCUGGUUAUAAAUUGUGGGUUGUUAGCUCUGCCUCUUGGACUUGCCCCGCCCUCUUGUGCUAUCCUGGUCCACAGAGGAGAGCCUGGUUGGUUCAUAGACAUCACGAUGGACCCUGGUCGGGCGAGGAGGUCGAAGUGGCAAGGCAGGGUUCGCAGUUUACAUUUCCAGCGGUGACACCUCCAUCUGGGCCUGCCUGGUGGGGCGGUGGUUGUCAGGCCGCUCACGGAGAGGAGAGCAGUGUGAGCAGUAAGAAGUCACGGGGCCACGGGGGGACUGCCAGAUAGAGCUCUCACGGCGAGGCGGCCUUUCUGUGGGUCCUCGUUUCUCCCACAGCGAGCUGCUGUGACGGGAACCCAGCCAAGUCCACGUCCCGUUGAAGGAGGAACCUGUUUUCGCCGCGUUUGCUUGUCAUUUCCUUCGGGCCUGUGUGGAGGACAGGCCGUGUGAUAUGUCUGUCACCUUAGACAAAAGGCCCUGGGGGUUCCUCAGUCAUGUUGUUUUGUGGCCUUGAUCGUGGUUUGAACCAGUUCCUUCCUCCAGAAAUGAACAACAGUGCCCUUCACAGGGGAGAGCAAGCUGGGGGUUCAGUGUGCUGCCUGGGCCUGUGCUCACCUCACAGCACGGCCGCCAGCUUCCUCCUCCCCGAGGGGCAGGCACAGCUCCCCUCACAGGAGCAGAGCAGCUGGACAGCGGCUUCCCCAUGAUGGAAGGAGGGAAAGGGCUGGUUUUAACCCGUGGCUCUGACAUGGCCUGGGUGCAGGUCUCCCUCUUUUUCUUCCCGAUGCCCAUGAGGUUUUGUCACACUAGAAACCAGGCCGGUCUAGAAGAGGAAUUGAAUCCUGCCAUCUGCAGGGGGCUGAAGGCCUUCAGAAGUCCCUGGCCGAUGAAGCCUUUCUGUGCGGUUACGUGACGUGAUGAGUUUUGUGCGUUGACCCCUUAAUUCCAUCAGAGUGUGAGCUCACACAGGCCCGUGGCCAGCGGCUUCUUGGGAAGCGCUCAGCUCUCUGCCCGGGGGCUCCGAGGGGCACGUUCCUGCCUUGAAAACUGGGGGCCACAUCCCUAGUCGGCAGGUUCUGGGUGUCACUCCGCUAGGGUCCCAGGGGCGCCCUGGAGAGAGCCACGGGGCGGGUCCAGGCUGCCAUCUUGUCGCACCGCGUGCGCCUUCGCAGCAGAAGAGGCCGCUCCACCCGUGGCCCGCGCUGCGCCGUUGGACGGAACUGCCAUUUCCCUGCGGUUUUUGUUUCUGUCUUGGUAGGAGGAUGUGCCGGGUGCGCAGACACCGUAGCCUUGAUCUCUUUGCCACAUCAGAGCUAAUGACCGUCUCGGCACUUUCUGGUGCGCAUUGACAUGUGAGAUGAGAGCCGCCGUAGGAAAGGGGCAGGCUUGUGGUUUUCAGCACCGAGCAGCGGCUCCUGAGCUGCUCUCCGGCGAGGCCUGCGCGGACGGAGCAGCGAGGCCCCGCUCCUGGGGCUGGAGCGGCUGCUAAGGUUCAGGGAUUGUUAAAUCCUCGGGUCCCAGUGUUGGUGGCGGGCAGCGGGCCAUGCGGGCGCGUUAGGGACAGGCGGGCUCCCAGCACCGCUGCUGCGGACCGCGGCGCACAGUCCUUGAGAAGAGCAAGCGGCAGGGGCGCGGUGCGGAGAACCGGGGUGCCGCCUGCGCGUGGGAACACUGAUUGGGAAGCGGUGAUUUAAAAGCAAAAGAUUCCUUGAAGCCAAGAAGCCUUGAGCUCUUAUUUGGGGUGUGCAGGUCACCCCCGGGCUUCUGGGGGGUGCGUGCAGGCAGAGGAAAGGCAGGUGGGUGGUGAGCGGGGCGCUGGGUCGAGGGAGGAAUGAGAGGUGGGUAUGUUCUACACGCGUUCUGUGUGCACGAGGCUGACGGCUCACUCAGGACCCCCUCCGAGAGCUGCCGACCUGGCGGGGGACCCUCAGGGUCUGGGCUUGAGCUUCUGCUCUCCUAGAGGGAUUUACCCUGGGAGCAUUCACGAAAACAGGGCAGCGGGCCGGGGACGGAAAGGAGAACCUGCGCGCAGAGGUUCCUGUUUUGCCUCGGCAGCCACCUCGGGACGCACGCAUCUGCCUGCUCUGACCGCACCUCCCGGCGGCGCCGGCGGCAUCAGACCGAGCGGCUGCAGGGGCGGUGGCUGUCAGACACUGGGGCGGCCUCCUCUCCGGCUGAAGAUGGAGAGCGGCGUGCUCUGCCUCCUGCGCCUCAGCCUGAGGCCAGUGCUGCUGGGCUAUUUCUUGGGCCUGAAUGACCUGAUCGUGUCCUCCCUGGAGCUGACCGUGCACGCGGGUGAGCCUGCCCUGCUGGGCUGCGCGUUCCAGAGCGUGGAAGGGAAACGCGUGACCAAGGUCGACUGGACAUUCUCACCCCAGGAGCACGCCCAGGUCGAGUACGUGCUGUACUAUUACGCCAACCUCAGCGUGCCGGUGGGGCGCUUCCAGACCCGGGCGCGCCUGGCGGGGGCCCUCUCGCACAACGACGGCUCUCUCCUGCUCCGAGACGUGCAGGAGGCUGACCAGGGAACCUACACCUGCGAGAUCCGCCUGGAACUGGAGAGCCGCGUGUUCAAAACCGAGGUGGCGCUGCACGUGCUGCCAGAGGAGCCCCGAGAGCUCACGGUCCAUGUGGGUGAUUCAGCUCCGAUGGGCUGUGCUUUCCAGAGCACGGAAGAGAAGCUCAUGACCAAGGUCGACUGGACGUUCUCACCAGGGAAGCAUGCCAAGGAGGAGGUGAUGCUGCGCUAUUACACCACACGCGGCAGACCCGGGGGGCACUCCCAGAGCGGGGGCCGCUUCCAGAGCCGCGUCGCCCUGGCGGGGGACACAGCGCGCAACGACGGCUCCGUCCUGCUCCAAGAGGCGCGGGUGUCCGACACAGGAAGCUACACCUGCAGCAUCCACCUGGGGAACCUGACUUUCAGGAAAACCUUCGCGCUGCACGUGAUUCCGGAGGAGCCCCGAGCACUGGUGACCACCGUGGCCCGCAGUCCCGAGGUCCUGGGCGGCAACCAUCUGGUGAUCAUCGUGGGCAUCGUCUGCGCCACUGUCCUGCUGCUUCCUGUGCUCAUCCUGACUGCGAGGAGGAUCCAUGGGAGUAAGAGUUCCGGGAUGUCCACGGCCCUGGUGAAGAGCCUGGAGGACAGGGACAAGGCUCCCCCCGAGAAGCACGUUUACUCCUCAAUCAACACGUGGGAGGUGACCAAGGAAGAAGAACCAAGUGACAGAUCAGAGGCCACCUACAUGACCAUGCACCCAGUGUGGCCUUCAGCACUGAAUUACCCGCCUGAGAAAAAGUGGGCCGAGGGAGUGCCCCAAACAGGGCGAGCCUUUUAAGAAGAGUCCCCUCACCUUCCCGAGGCAGAGGCGCCCCUGUGCGGCCUGUCCCUGUGCCAGCCAUGCAGACCGCCCCCCCUCCCCCCAGCUGUCCUGCCUCCCUGGCCAGCCAGAGGCUGAAGAUGGCCACAGACGUGGGCCCUCUGGAGCGGACCCUGGCUGAGCUGCCCCAGCUCACCAAGCACCCCAUCUGAUCCAUCCCUCAGGCUGAAUGUGAUCCUGGGAAGAAUCACAGGGAAACCCAACCCGAAUGUUUCCUGUGACACACCCCUAAAUAAAUGUGACCUGGGAUGCCA
Myotis myotis is the source of this 5313-nucleotide messenger RNA. RefSeq names its product junctional adhesion molecule-like. The record is from RefSeq and is a predicted model, not a curated record. Gene Ontology annotation, cellular component: membrane. Gene Ontology annotation, molecular function: cell adhesion molecule binding. NCBI's taxonomy places the organism in Eukaryota, Metazoa, Chordata, Mammalia, Chiroptera, Vespertilionidae. The transcript is spliced from 11 exons. Gene Ontology annotation, biological process: heterophilic cell-cell adhesion; neutrophil chemotaxis; monocyte extravasation. Bases 3524 to 5017 code for a protein of 497 amino acids.